UCAAAUUUGUAAGGCGUAAAAUGUCGUCUUAUUUUGUAAGACUUGUCCAUUUCAACAGCCUUUAUCAGAGGACAGGAUUUAAUGGCACGAGAAUGAUUCAUUCAGGUGCUGCUCUCUGCAAGUUCUACAAAGAGCGACCAUCAAAUGAAUCUCUCAUCAGUUGGAAGAAGCUUCCCGCUCCAAAGAAAUCUGAGAAGGAUUACUGGUCUGAGAAAAGAGCACUCUUUGGCGAGAACGACUACAAGGACAUCUUAGGGGACGGCACGUACUCCCUGCGUAAGAACGUUAAGGUGGGACCAUGGUGGAUGCGUGGAUGGAAGGGCAAUGAACUUCAGAUGAUGAUCAGGAAGAGGAAGAUGGUCGGAUAUCAGAUGGGACCGGAAACCAGACAUAACAUGAACAAGAGGAUCAGUUAUCUCUUUAAAUUUAUGAACAGGAACAAGGGCAAGUGGGCCUACUAUGGGGACCGCUGAUUAAAUGCUGAUCAAUAUUGAUAUGAUAGAGACAUUAUGACAAGCUUGAGCAAAUGGAGAUUGGAGAUAUGUAAGAAUAGCAGAUUGAUUGGUAAAAAAACAGAUUUGGGGAAUGAGCCCACCUUCUUCAACAGAAUGCCUUUUGCCAUCAUUCACAAAUGAUAGUCAUAACUUCACUACAACACAAAUCUUAUGCAACUUGCUUGUUACUUGCAGAUGAAAAUUGUAAAAAUACCCACAUUUCAAGUUGUUUUAAAACACUGUCCCACGGGUUUGGUGCUUACAUGUAACUGCUAAAAUUUGAAGAAGUAAACACUUUUAUAAUCUCAUCUACUGAACAUGAUCUUUAAUCAUUUUAAUGUAAAUGUGCCGGUAUUUACAUCCAUUGUUUCAACAUGGAAAUGACUCUCUGAAACAAGAUAACAACAAAUGAUUAAUACUGGUCGGUACAUCUGUAUACUGCACUGAGAAUUAAUGCAAUAAAUGGUAAAUCUUAUAACUUCAGGCAUAUUUUGAAUUUGAUUUCUAUCUUUUUUUUUAAGUGUUUGUAUUUCAUGUAUUGCCUCUUUUUUCAUUAUUAAUAAUUUCAUGUCAUUGUAAUAUUCUCCAGGAAUUUACAUUAUUUACAUGGUAAUAAAAAACUAUUUGAAUUUUAUAUUCAUUUAAAAAA
This is a messenger RNA of Strongylocentrotus purpuratus (purple sea urchin), 1143 nucleotides long. RefSeq names its product 39S ribosomal protein L51, mitochondrial. The record is from RefSeq and is a predicted model, not a curated record. Gene Ontology annotation, biological process: translation. Lineage: Eukaryota; Metazoa; Echinodermata; Echinoidea; Camarodonta; Strongylocentrotidae. Gene Ontology annotation, cellular component: mitochondrial large ribosomal subunit. The transcript is spliced from 2 exons. Gene Ontology annotation, molecular function: structural constituent of ribosome. The coding region runs from base 21 to 473 and encodes 150 amino acids.